Messenger RNA from Carassius carassius (crucian carp), 2305 nucleotides. RefSeq names its product somatomedin-B and thrombospondin type-1 domain-containing protein. The transcript is spliced from 5 exons. The coding region runs from base 283 to 1134 and encodes 283 amino acids. The record is from RefSeq and is a predicted model, not a curated record. NCBI's taxonomy places the organism in Eukaryota, Metazoa, Chordata, Actinopteri, Cypriniformes, Cyprinidae.
GUCUCUUAUUCUGACGGCACCCAUUUACUGCAGAUGAUCCAAUAGUGAGCAAGUGAUGUAAUGUUACAUUUUUGAAGAAAGAAACACAUUUACAUCUCAGAUGGCCUGAGUAUAAGUAUAUUAUAAGCACAUUUCUGGGUAAACUUUUCAUUUAAGUGCCAUGAGACAAAAAAAAUUAAAACCAAAUUCUCUGACUGACAGAAGCGUGUCAUCUAAAACAGGCACAGUAAAUGUCACAGUCCAGCUCAGAGGUGCAGCAAGAUGUAGAAGUCAAUUACAUGCAUGAGCUCUUCAGAUGUGGAGAGCGACAUAUUCAGGCUUCCCAUUAUCAUGUCAGCGUGCAGCUCCAGACGCUCAUGGAUGGUUUUGUACCUUGCUCUGCUGGUAACACUGGUGUCCCAGAGUGAAGGAGGUUGUCAGGAUACGGGACUGUGUUGCAUUGGACAAAACCAGUCAUGUAUUACUGAAGACUGGAGGAAAGAUCGCUCCUAUGGGGAAUGUUACUGCGACCAGGCAUGCAAGACCACAUUGGACUGUUGUCACGACUAUGACCUUGCCUGUCCAGCCAUAUCCUGUGUAGUGAGUGAAUGGAGCGUGUGGUCUGGCUGUCUGGAGCCGUGUAAACCCACACUGCGCACCAGGCAGAGACAGGUGAUUCGGGAAGCACAUAAUGGAGGCGAACCCUGUCCCUCUCUAUAUCAGACUGCAGGCUGCGCAGAGUACCACGACCAGCAUGGCCCCUGUCUGCAGUCACUAGUCCCAGCUCUCAUCACCACAGGUGGCUAUGGGAAUGCAAGGAAAAAGAGGGAGAUUUUGGACAACAAUAUCACAAGUUACUGUGUGGAGUUCAGACUCACGUCCCUGACUGUGGGUUGUCAACACAGUUUCAGUCCACACACUCGCUGGAUGCGCUAUCUGAAAGAGGGACAUCAGGUGUGUGUGGAGUGCCAGCCACCAGCACUGGCCCAGGGCCAACGUUUCUGCUCCGGGGACGGGGAGAACAUGGGACAGGAUGGGAGCUUGUCUCUGCAGUGGCAGGCCGUGGGGAAUUCUCGCUGCAGAGGGCUGUGGAGACGGGUCCGUCGACGAGACUCCUGUUCCUGUCCUACUGUACACAGUUUUCUCUUCAUCUAACUCGCACACUUCAGUCAGCCUAAACGGGGUCAUGAAAUUUCACACUUUUAAAGAAGUGACAGUUGAAUGUGCAGAGACUAUAUUGGUAGCUCAAACCAGCUCUAGGCUUGUAUGCCAAAUGAUACAGUUGAUAUCUCAUUACAGUAUGUUAUCAAGAAAAGAUUCAAUAUUAGUCACAGUUAAUUCCACUUAUACAUAAAAGACUGAUGCUAAUGGCCAUCAUAUUACAAUUAAAGGAACAGUUCACCCAAAAAUGACAAUUUGCUGAGAAUUCCCUCACCCUCAGGCCACCUAUAAUGUAGAUGGGUUUGUUUCUCUAUCAGAUUUGGAGAAAUUUAGCUUUGCAUCAUUUGCUCGUGUAUGUAACCUCCUCAUCAGUGAAUGGGUGCCGUUGGAAUGAGAGUCCAAACAGCUAAUAAAAACAUCACAUCAAGAAAUCCACGUGACUCUAGUCCAUCAGUUAACUUCUUGUGAACAUGUUGGUGGAUUUUAAUGUCGAAGGACAACAGAGGAUGGACUUUUUCAAUGGAGGAAGUGUUAUUAUGAACUGAGAAUAUUAAUAGACUGGUAUUUUGGCCAGAAGCAAUGGUUUACAGUUAAAACUCCUUAAUUAUUAGUUUCUAACACAGAUUUUCACUUCACACAAUAUUAAUUUAUGCACUGGAGUCCGUGUGGAUUACUUGUAGAUUAUUGUGAUGUUUUUAUCAGAUGUUUGGACAUUCUGACUGCACCCAUUUACUGCAGUUGAUUCUUUGGUGAGCAAGUCAUGCAAUGCUAAAUUUAGCCAAAUAUAUUUUUGGGUGAACUGUUCCUUUCAGUACCAAUAAUGAAUUUUAACCAGUAAUAUAUUAAAAGCACUAAAUACAAAUAUUAGAUUGCUUUUGUUAUUUUUAUUUAGAGCAAAUGACUUCUAAGUGUGAUUAAGGUUUUUACUUUUUUAGGAGUAUGUAGGGAUAUGCCAUUCAAAUUAAUGGGUGUAAACUCUAAUGACAACACAGAAUAAUAGGUAAAAUUUAUAAUCUGUAUCAUUUAUUUGAUUUCCAGCCAACCAAGGGGGGAGGGUAUGUUUCUUCAUACUGCAAAGAAAUCUAAAGAUUUCAGGACAUGUUGACACAUUUUUGGCUCUUUUUCCUAUACAAGACAAUUAAUUGGCUUUUUGUCACAUACAGAA